UGUGAAUAAAGUAGGUAUGCAGAGUUUAGACGCCAUUUUGGAUCCAGCGUGCCUGCCUAUGCAGACGGAUAGGUCGAGUGGUCGUUAUCAGGAAAAUGCAGAUAGUUCCAGGUGCAAUGGCACACUUUGUUUAUCCUGUGCCAGCAAAUCCACAGCCUGCUACAGCAUAUCCAGCACAGCCUGCAUACGUUGCAGCAGCUCCUCAAGCUGCUUAUGGGACAGCAGCUCCACGGGCUGGACAGGCAUAUGAAAGUUAUCCAGCAGCUCAUGCAACAACACAGUAUGCCUAUACUACACGAGCGCAAGUGGCUGUUACACCAGCUGUUAGUUAUGAUCAGCCUAAGGCAUAUUACCAGCCUGCUCCAGCUGCAGCCACUGCCUACACAGCUACAGAAGCCCACUAUCAAACAGCAAAACCAAUCUUCACAACGGGUGCUGGGUUUGCUGCGCAAAGACAAGCAGCUGCCCCAAAGGCAGCUACAGCAGUCCAGGUCACAACCACCAGCAACAGUUACACAUAUCCUGCAGCUUCCACCCCUGCUGUCAAUACCUAUAGCACAACCUACACUGCUCCCACUACCACCCAGAGUAGCAUAUCAGGCUAUGAUGCUGUAGUGUACUCUGCAGCAUCAUCCUACUACCAACAGCAGCAGGCUGCCAAGGCCAUUGGCACUUGGGCUGCUAAGAAGCCAGGGACACAGCAAUUCAAAGCAAAGCCCAAAGGACCUCCCAAAACGCCACAGCUCCAUUAUUGUGAUGUUUGCAAGAUCAGCUGUGCAGGGCCACAGACCUAUAGAGAGCAUCUAGAAGGGCAAAAGCACAAGAAAAAGGAGGCAGCAGCAAAGGGAUCACAAGCUCCAGCAGUUCGGGGUGGGCACAACCAGUUACGGUGCGAACUGUGUGACGUAACUUGUACAGGUGCAGAUGCCUAUGCUGCCCACAUACGAGGUGCCAAGCACCAGAAGGUGGUGAAGCUACAUACAAAGCUGGGCAAGCCAAUCCCGUCCACAGACCCAGUAUUGGUAUCCAGUUCUGGGUCAAGCACUGCUGUUCCACCAAAGACUACUUCAUCUGUCAGUACCACACAUGUCACAUCAUCAACCACAUCCUCUGCUGCAAUUGCAGCACCUAAAACUGUUGUGACCAAAACUCCAACUCCAGUUCCAACCAGUGCAGCUGCAGGUUUUGGAGGUGUCAAAAAAGUCAUUGCAGCACCAAAGAUCACCUUCGUGGGUGGGACAACUCUGAGAACCACAGGUGCAAAAACAGAAGAAGUGAAGGUUGUUGAGACAAAGGCAGAACCCAUGCAGACCAUAUCAGAAGAAGAAUUGAAAGAAGAUGAACGACUGAACAUUUUGGGUGAGAAAGAUGUUGCCCCAGUAGGCCAUGAAUACAUUGAAGAAGUACGCAACGAGCAAGGAAAAACUGUCAGCUUUAACUGCAAGCUUUGUGAAUGUAAGUUUAAUGACCCGAAUGCUAAAGAAAUGCAUCUCAAAGGACGGAGACAUCGUUUACAGUAUAAGAAAAAGGUGGACCCAAACCUGCAGGUUGAAGUCAAGCCUAGCAUCAGAGCCCGUAAAGUCCAAGAAGACAAGCUUAGGCGACAGGCGCAAAAAGAAGAUUACUGGAGACGUCGGGAACAAGAAGAUCGAUGGCGUGAAGAAAUGAGAAUGGAAGAGGAGAUGUAUUGGGAGCAGCAGCGUCGCUAUGAUGAGUAUUAUCAUCGUGGUCCAAUGGGUAUGAUUGGACCCAGAGCACCUUUUGUUGGGGGCCCAGCACCUGUGAUGAGAAAACCUGAAUCUUCAGAUGACCGCCAUGUAAAUGCCAAGCACACCAGUAUUUACCCAACAGAAAACGAGCUGCAGUCUGUUCAAACCAUAGUAACAGCAUGCGAGAGAGCACUAAAGCAGGUGUCUGACUACCUGGCAGAAAGUGAUUCUCCAAAAACCACAGAGGCUAAGAAAGAAAGAAAAGAUGAGAACUCAAGUGACAAGAAGGAUGAGACUGUGAAUGCAAGUCGUGUUCUAAAAGGUGUGAUGCGGGUGGGAGUUUUAGCUAAAGGACUGCUGCUGCAUGGAGAUCUUAAUGUGAACUUGGUUGUGCUGUGCUCUGAAAAACCCACGCGAACUCUACUGGAGCGCAUUGCGGACAAUCUACCAAAGCAACUGGCUACUGUCACAGAAGACAAGUAUGAUGUGAGGCGAUGUGUAGAGGAGGCUGCCAUCAUUGUGACGUCAGAAGUAGAGCCCAGCGCUUCAUGCACAAUAACCCUGACAUCCCCCAUAAUGCGAGAUACUAAUCUGCCAGAAGGAGAGACCAUAAGCGUGAAAGACCCGCCGGAUGUUCUGGAUAGGCAGAAAUGCCUGGCUGCUCUAGCUGCCCUCCGACAUGCUAAAUGGUUCCAGGCUAGAGCCACAGGACUUCCAUCAUGUGUCAUUAUCAUACGCAUACUGAGGGAUCUGUGCCAGCGUGUACCUACAUGGUCACAUCUCAAUGAAUGGGCCAUGGAACUGCUUGUAGAGAAAUGUGUGAGCAGUGGAGGCCCAAACAUGAGUCCUGGAGAUGCACUGCGCCGAGUCUUUGAGUGUAUUGCUUCGGGCAUUUUGUUGCCAGGUGGGCCAGGAUUGUAUGACCCAUGCGAGAAGGAGCCUACUGAUGCUUUGGCAUCACUGACCAAUCAGAUGAGGGAAGAUCUCACAGCAUCGGCACAGCAUGCUCUCCGCCUGUUGGCCUUCAGGCAGAUACACAAAGUUCUUGGAAUGGAACCUUUGCCUCCUCCCCGUUUUCAGCGCCAGAGAUUUAAUAACCCACGUAAACGACGCCUAACUAGCAGUGAGGGACCAGACGGUGUAGAGAAGAGAGAGAAGAAAGAAGGAGAGGACAUGACAGAGGCUGUCAACCAGAAAUAGCUGCAUGAAAUGUCUACAAGUCAGCCACUUUGCAUCCUGCAUUUAUUGCGUGGGGGGCAGAGGACUGUAUUGGCAUUUCCUGGUGUUGUCUUGCCUCCCCCCCCCACCCAACCUUGUGGAUGCCAUUUUUGCUUGUAUUGAGGUCAUCGUUUUCCAAGUGUUACCCACUUUGCUGCAUAUUUUCAGGAGUGCAGAAAUGUGUAAUCACUGAGAAUUUUGUCCUGUGUGAGUUAUGAAUGAGGAUGGAAGAAAAUGGAAACAAUUGCAAGUUUUGCUGCCUGUUUAUGAACUUCGUGCCUGCGUGAGACAAACCUUUACAAAUAGUAUGUUAAAAAUUGCAGGAGUGAACAAAGUACAAGCAAUGUGGCAAUCUCAUUUGGCUGAGUUUUCAGACUGAUAUAUAAGGAAUUAGUUUUGUAUUAUUUUUGGGAUCAGAUGGUUCUCUUCAUCACACUACGGUCUUUUACAAACAGCAGGUCAUUAGACCAUGAUGGUCAAGUAUCUAAGGCAAAUAUCAUCGAAGAGAUUCUAGUAAAUUAAAAAGAAAUUAAAAAAAAAACUGGCGUUCUUUGAUACCAGUUGUAAGUUUAUAUUUGCUACUGAAAAACUUUCAAAACUUUAUUAACUUCGUUUAAAAAUUUUUAACAAAAAUUGCAGUUAGAAGAUAGAAUAUUGUCUGAUUCUUUUGUGUCAUUUUUGUGCUGGAAUAUUUACAUUACAAAUUUUGUAAGAUGGCAUGCAAAUUUUAGUUCAUGUUUAGCAUUUUGAACAAUGAGGAUGGGUUGGCGAAGAAAGAUGUUCAGCACAAAGUCUCAUUGUUUUGUAAAUCCUGAAUUUGAGAGGGUAGCUUCCAUGUUGUGAAUCUUGCUUACACAAUCUGUCACAUAUGUUGCCUCAGCUGGUGACCCCAUAGGUCAGCGACCACUGAGUGUUGGCCUUUGUGCGUUUUAGUACAACUUAGCAUGCUGUCAUGCUCAGAUACUGUAAAAAUCUUGUGAAAACAUGCUUCCCUGAAAAUGUCUUGAUCUGAAAAAUGACAGAUGCCCCUGCACAGUAUUUUCUUUUUAUGGCUGACAAGAAUUACUGGUAGUGUUUUUUGUUUCAGUGCAUUGUGUUACAUUUUUGGUUAGAGCAAUUAAAGUCUUCACUAUUUUUA
This is a messenger RNA of Pomacea canaliculata, 4065 nucleotides long. Its product is annotated as zinc finger RNA-binding protein-like. Gene Ontology annotation, molecular function: single-stranded RNA binding; zinc ion binding; double-stranded RNA binding. Gene Ontology annotation, cellular component: precatalytic spliceosome. Lineage: Eukaryota; Metazoa; Mollusca; Gastropoda; Architaenioglossa; Ampullariidae. The record is from RefSeq and is a predicted model, not a curated record.